GAUGCAGAAGUGGGGAGGGUCGAGGAGCAUUAAUUUGCAGAGGUGGUGGAAUUUGAGGAAGAAGAAGAAGAGUUCUUUGUGAAGGAGAGGAAAAGGAAUGGCGUUCAUGAGAGGAGAGCCAUUGCUGGCGAAGCUGGCGGUGUUGGCCAAGUACGCGGUGCUUCCGGGAGCCAUGGUCGCCGCUCUUAUCUACUCUCCUCCCGAUUAUGGCACCUCCAAGGACGACAAAUCCCGCAAAUAAGUCUCCGUUCUUCUGUUCUUGGACCAUCUCGAAUGCUUAGGCUUGCAUGUUUUGCACGCAAUGUGGUACAUUCAAUAACCGCUGGAUGUCUUUCGCCGGCAUGUAAAGACUUCAUUGUUGCUGUUUACCUUUCAGCGUUGGAUCUUUCUUUGUUUUUUUCUUAGACUUUUUUCCCAAGAUCAGAAUGAUCUAGAUAAAUUCAGGAUUGUCCCUUUGAUGGAAAGUGUGGGAUUUUUAUCUCUUUGCAAUGCAAAAUAAUUUGAAUUGUCAUCU
This is a messenger RNA of Rubroshorea leprosula, 514 nucleotides long. The record is from the annotation of a GenBank genome assembly. NCBI's taxonomy places the organism in Eukaryota, Viridiplantae, Streptophyta, Magnoliopsida, Malvales, Dipterocarpaceae.